This is a messenger RNA of Engraulis encrasicolus (European anchovy), 2764 nucleotides long. It is a transcript of the gene klhl13, whose product is annotated as kelch-like family member 13. NCBI's taxonomy places the organism in Eukaryota, Metazoa, Chordata, Actinopteri, Clupeiformes, Engraulidae. Gene Ontology annotation, biological process: protein ubiquitination; regulation of cytokinesis. The coding region runs from base 519 to 2513 and encodes 664 amino acids. Gene Ontology annotation, cellular component: Cul3-RING ubiquitin ligase complex. The transcript is spliced from 8 exons. The record is from RefSeq and is a predicted model, not a curated record. Gene Ontology annotation, molecular function: cullin family protein binding; ubiquitin-protein transferase activity.
CAUCACUCCUCCCUCCUUCCGAGUUCUUCCCAUAGCAAGUCCGGCAUUGCAGGCGACGGUGCUCUAUAAUCAAGGUGCUGUUGUUGGGCUGCCUGCCUGCCGGUCCGCGGGAAGCAUCGUUCCCGUUGCGCUCAGAAGAAUACGCGCCUGUCUGUUGCCUUUUCUCCUCUCUGUCCCAGCCAUUCGGGACGUACUCACUGCUUCCCUCGCUGCUGACAGACGAGGAAGCAUCGAUUUGGGGGGAAGGAUGCAGCGGUGGUACCAACAUUAGCGUUAGCCUGUCGUUAGCCCGAGCUGUUAACCUUUAACUUCCACGGUUCCUGCUGCUCUUGUCUCCAUUGCUGCUGCUGCUGGUGGUGGUUGCCUACGUCUGUCCUCCAUCCUCCAUCCCCCACUCCCUUGCUCUUUUCUCGGUGUGGGUUAGUGUGGUAUGGACGCCCUCGCCGAUGCCCUGUUCAUGGAAGCGCACAGUUUCAUCGCCGUUGUCGCAGCUGUAGUCCGCUGGUGGUGACAACAACAUGCCUUUAAAAUGGAAAAGCGGUUCCCCCGUCAGCUGGAAAUUCCCAGUGCCCGUUCUUAAAACCUCCAGGUCCUCUCCGCUUUCGCCAGCCUACAUAUCCCUGGUGGAGGAUGACGACCCCCACAUGAAGGUGUCCCUGGGCUGUGGAGACGUGGGCAUCUCCGCCCACCUGCAGGCCUCCAAGACUGGCAACACACGUUUCUUCACCAGCAACACACACAGCUCCGUCGUCCUACAGGGUUUUGACCAGUUGAGGAUAGAGGGUCUGCUGUGUGACGUGACGCUGGUGGCGGGGGACGGGGACGAGGCCUUUCCAGUCCACAGAGCCAUGAUGGCCUCCUCCAGCGACUACUUCAAAGCAAUGUUUACAGGUGGUAUGAAGGAGCAGGAUCUGAUGUGUAUAAAGCUCCACGGCGUGAACCGGAUUGGUCUGAAGAAGAUCAUCGACUUCAUCUACACGGCCAAGCUCUCGCUCAACAUGGAGAACCUGCAGGACACGCUGGAGGCCGCCAGCUUCCUACAGAUCCUCCCCGUGCUCGACUUCUGCAAAGUCUUCCUCAUCUCCGGGGUGUCGUUGGACAACUGCGUGGAGGUGGGCCGCAUCGCCAACACCUACAACCUGACGGAGGUGGACAAGUACGUCAACAACUUCAUCCUCAAGAACUUCCCCUCGCUGCUGGCCACGGGGGAGUUCGUCAAGCUGCCGUUCGAGCGGCUGGCCUUCGUGCUUGCCAGCAACAGCCUGAAGCAGUGCAGCGAGCUGGACCUCUUCAAGGCCGCCUGCCGCUGGCUGCGAUACGAGGAGGGGAGCGGCGGCGGCGGAUCGGGCGCCCGCAUGGAGCACGCGGCGCGCCUCAUGCGCAACAUCCGCUUCCCCCUCAUGUCCCCCAGCGAGCUCAUCAACCACGUGCAGACGGUGGACUUCAUGCGCACCGACAACACCUGCGUCAACCUGCUGCUGGAGGCCAGCAACUACCAGAUGAUGCCCUACAUGCAGCCCGUCAUGCAGUCCGAGCGCACCGCCAUCCGCUCCGACUCCGCCCACCUGGUGACGCUCGGCGGCGUGCUGCGGCAGCAGCUGGUCGUCUCCAAGGAGCUGCGGCUGUUCGACGAGAAGGCGCACGAGUGGAAGGCGCUGGCGCCCAUGGACGCGCCGCGCUACCAGCACGGCAUCGCCGUCAUCGGCAACUUCCUGUACGUGGUGGGCGGCCAGAGCAACUACGACACCAAGGGCAAGACGGCGGUGGACACGGUGUUCCGCUACGACCCGCGCUACAACAAGUGGAUACAGGUGGCCUGCCUCAACGAGAAGAGGACCUUCUUCCAUCUGAGCGCGCUCAAGGGAUACCUGUACGCCGUCGGGGGCCGCAACGCCGCCGGAGAGCUCGCUACAGUUGAGUGCUAUAAUCCUCGUACUAAUGAGUGGACGUACGUGGCCAAGAUGAACGAGCCUCAUUAUGGCCACGCAGGAACCGUCUACGGAGGCCUCAUGUACAUCUCAGGGGGCAUAACGCACGACACCUUCCAGAAGGAGCUGAUGUGCUUCGACCCGGACUCGGACAAGUGGACGCAGAAGGCUCCCAUGACGACGGUGCGGGGCCUACACUGCAUGUGCACGGUGGCCGACCGCCUGUACGUGAUCGGCGGCAACCACUUCCGGGGCACGAGCGACUACGACGACGUGCUGACGUGCGAGUACUACAGCCCCUCGCUGGACCUGUGGACGCCCAUCGCCGCCAUGCUGCGCGGCCAGAGCGACGUCGGAGUCGCCGUCUUCGAGAACAAGAUCUUCGUGGUGGGCGGCUACUCGUGGAACAACCGGUGCAUGGUGGAGAUCGUGCAGCGCUACGACCCCGAGAAGGACGAGUGGCACAAGGUCUUCGACCUGCCCGAGUCGCUGGGCGGCAUCCGGGCGUGCACGCUCACCGUCUACCCGCCAGAGGACCUCCUGGCCGGCUCGCCAACACGGGAGUCCCCCCUCUCGGCUCCUUGAGGAUGGAGGGAGGGAGGGGGGAAAUAAAGACAAGAAAGACAGAGAGAGAGAUACUGACUGAACUUGACUGAUAGAGACAGACUUGAUGGAAGAGUGGCGCGCUAAAUGUUAUUGAAGGACUCAAGGUGAACACAAAGAGAUGGACAGAGUUGUGGCCCUCCUUCCUUCCUCUCCUUUUCUAACACCCCGUCACUCCCUCUCUCCCUCCUCUGCCCCCCCACCCCUCACUCCCCCCACUCUGGAUAUCAAUA